This is a messenger RNA of Protopterus annectens (West African lungfish), 2915 nucleotides long. It is a transcript of the gene SLA, whose product is annotated as Src like adaptor. The record is from RefSeq and is a predicted model, not a curated record. The coding region runs from base 170 to 970 and encodes 266 amino acids. Lineage: Eukaryota; Metazoa; Chordata; Ceratodontiformes; Protopteridae. Gene Ontology annotation, molecular function: protein binding. The transcript has 8 exons.
GAAUAUUUGCUUCUUAUCGUUUUAGCAGACUACUGCCUGCAAGGAACUAGGCUCAAAGAUAUGGCAGAGGACUUAUAAUGUAGUUCCAAAAAAGGAUUGCCGUCAGGGUCUGGAAAACAAUGCUCAUCUAGUAAAAGGUAGUUUGGAAACCAAGAGCACCACCAGAAGGAUGGGAAAUAUCUUGAAACCUGGCCUGCCUCCCACAGACAACUUCCGUGCAGUUCAAGCAGGAUCAAGCAAUGAUGUCUUUGUUGCCCUUUAUGACUAUCCACCACAGGAAGUUAGCAGACCAAUUUUUCGACUGGGUGAGAAACUGCAACUGAUAUCUGAAGAAGACGGUUGGAUGAGAGUCAUUUCUCUAAGAUCUAGAGAAGAGAACUACAUACCAAGAAAAUGUGUCUGCAAGGUUUACCAUGGCUGGCUGUUUGAAGGAAUUAGCCGAGAAAAAGCAGAACAACUACUCAAGUUGCCAGAGAACAACGUUGGCUCCUUCUUGAUCAGAGAGAGUGAUUCACACAGAGGUUCAUAUUCUCUUGCAGUUCGGCAUAGGCAAGUAAAACAUUAUCGUAUAUCCCGCCUACCUAACAAUUGGUACUAUAUUUCUCCACGGCUUACAUUUCAGUGCCUUGAAGAUCUUGUUACUCACUACUCAGAGUCAGCGGAUGGCAUCUGCUGUGUAAUCAGCACUCCCUGCCUGUCUCAGGGUAGCAGCAACAGUAUAACCCCAAAACAACCUAACAUGAAGCGCAGCAGUAACUUUCAGUGGAACAAAGUAAACAGCUCUGAGUUAGUUAAUGAGAACAGAGAAAAAACUCCUGAUGAUAGCUCACAGCUCAGUUUUGGUCUCCGACACAGUAUUGCAUCAUAUCUGAGUCUAUCUGAAGGAAACAGCAGAUCAAGGAAUGAAACCAGAAAGAAAAAAGCUCACUCUGUCUAUACAACCACCAUACCCGAAGAAGAAUUUAUUUAAUCUUAGAAAGUAUAAAUGAAAACGGACUAACUUGAAGUCAUAUCAAACAAAUGCCUUAUUCAUUGAAUGCAGAAAGAUCACCAUUUCAGGAAUAUAUACUGCUUUUCAGCUCAGGCCUGCAUGAUGAUAUGCUCAAGAGACAAUGAUUUCAUUAUGAAGUCAAAUUUGGUUUGUCAGAAUAGAAUUUAAACUAAAAUUAUUUUUUCUUCUGAUACUCUAUCAUACUAAAGAAUCAUAUAUUACUGCAGUUGGACAGAUAACCUUCUGGUGAAAAAUACUGUGCCUACAAUAACCAUUAAGGUAACUGAAGCCACUUGGAAACAAGAACAAAUUGAUAAGUUGUAAUUAUAUAGACUAGUUUCCUUCAUAGCCCACUAAUCUUCUUUCCAAUGAAGUGCAAGGGCUCUGGAGCUGAUUAUUAAAUGUAUGAAAGGGUUGAGGAGUAUAGCUUCCUGCAUGGGAGUUCAGGGCUUUCUCCGCAAAAUAAUAUGUCUUCAGACUCUGUAUGUAUCCCACAUAGCUCAAACAAAUUUUAUUUAUUUAUUUUUUUUUAUUUAUACUUUUGUUGACCUAGUUAGUCUUGACAUGCUAGUAGCCUCUUUUCAGGGGAGAACUGAGGUUGUAUUUUUACUACUAGAAAUUUGUUUCAUAAAAUGAGACUCACAGAGGUAAUUUCCACAGAAGUAUCUAGAGACACAGCAAAACAUAUGAACGUGUAGUGUGCCAUCUGUGUACAGACUUAUGAUGCAUUUUUGCAUGGUAAAUCACUAAGAUCUAAUCCUUGAUUUUGAUAAUAUUUAUACAUACUGCCCAGGUUUCUGUACAAUGCAGUAGUAGUGGCUGCACUAUUGUUUUGUACACCUUACUUUUCAUCUUAUUUUGUAUUCAUCUGUCAUAUACUACCUGAUGUUCUGUGCCAGUUGGCUGCAUCCCCAAUGAAUCAAGCUUUGACCUCCCCAUUCAGAGGUCCCUUUUCCUCAUCCAACCUUCCCAAUUACUUGAAGCCAUUGACCUGUUCCAGCAUUUCCCCUUUUCUCUCAAUUUCUAGCUUUUUCUGAUUUCUCUCAUUUUUUGCCAUUACAGCUGUUUUAUCUGUACUUAGUUUCAUCCCAUGUACCUUCAGUUUUGCAUUCCAUUUCCCUUUUCUUUGCUGAAGUUCUUGUUCAGUCCGCCUCUAAUGCCACAGCAUCUGCAUACAGCAACUUUGCUGAUCUGUCCCCUUCAAUCUGUUUGCUAAUGUAGUCCAUCACCAGUAUGAACAGCAGUGGGCUUCAGAGCUGAGCCCUGAUGCACACACACUCCCUCUGGGAACCCCUCUUGGAGACCGAACACUGGAUCGUUGUACAUAACUUCUGCUAAUUCUACCAACAUUUUUCACAUUUCAAACCACCACAGAACUGCCCAAAACAGCUUUUUUGGGACUUUGUCACAUGCUAUAGUUUUUAUCAUGACUUGGCAAUAUACCGCAAAUAAACUAAUGAAUGAAAGUGUGAGAAUCAUGAGGCAGUAUUUAAGGCCAGCUAAUUCAGUGCAUUCGCACUGUUCUUUGUUCUCAUUCACAUUAUACUACUAUUAAUAAACUGGCAGUUUCAGGGUUCCAGCGAGUCAGAGAUAAUUACUGAAUAGUGUAUACUACAUAAAUAAACACUGGUACUUUUUUCACGGAUAUGAUAAGAUACUUCCAACUCUUUUGCUGUGUUUUCAAAAGUGCUACAAAUAUGAAAAUGCAUAGAGCAAACAGUACAGUUUAUACACAUUCAGGUGAUUGUAAAUUUCCUAAAAAUAAUAAUAUUAAGUUAUUACUUGUAUAAUUAAUCUGUUAAUCAACUUAAAAUAAGAUAAUUAUAUUGUUUUCAGUUGUUUUAUUUUUGCUUCUUGCUGCUGUUGUUCAAGGUAAGAAUGUACCACAGAAAAUAACACUCCAUUUGUUUGCCAAGUAACUUGA